Messenger RNA from Fomitiporia mediterranea MF3/22, 1365 nucleotides. RefSeq lists its product as uncharacterized. Gene Ontology annotation, molecular function: translation release factor activity; GTPase activity; GTP binding. Gene Ontology annotation, biological process: nuclear-transcribed mRNA catabolic process, deadenylation-dependent decay; translational termination; translation. Gene Ontology annotation, cellular component: translation release factor complex. The transcript is spliced from 3 exons. The annotation marks the transcript as partial. NCBI's taxonomy places the organism in Eukaryota, Fungi, Basidiomycota, Agaricomycetes, Hymenochaetales, Hymenochaetaceae. The record is from RefSeq and is a predicted model, not a curated record.
GUCAAACAACAUCUUAAUAUCGUAUUCAUCGGACACGUUGAUGCUGGGAAGAGUACCAUGGGCGGGAACAUCCUUUUCCUAACUGGUAUGGUAGAUAAGCGGACAAUGGAGAAGUACGAGAAAGAAGCGAAGGACGCUGGUAACGAGAGCUGGUAUCUGUCGUGGGCACUAGAUUCAACACCAUCCGAGCGAGACAAGGGAAAGACCAUCGAAGUCGGGAGAGGGUACUUCGAAACCGAUACACGACGUUACACAAUCCUCGAUGCACCUGGUCACAAAACCUACGUUCCGAACAUGAUUUCUGGUGCCGCGCAAGCAGAUGUCUCCGUACUCGUCGUCUCCGCUCGAAAGGGCGAGUUUGAAACUGGAUUCGAGAAGGGCGGUCAGACUCGUGAACAUGUUAUGCUCGUCAAGACGGCUGGUGUCGCGAAGCUUGUCAUCGCAAUUAAUAAGAUGGACGAUACGACUGUACAAUGGGACAAGGCGCGAUACGAUGAGAUAGUCAACAAGAUCACUCCAUUCAUCAAGGCAUCUGGUUACAACCCGAAGACCGACUUACUUUUCGUCCCCGUAUCUGCUCAGACUGGCCAAAACUUGAAGGAUAGAGUAUCCAAGAGCGUCGCUCCCUGGUAUGAUGGUCCUUCCCUCCUCGAGCUCCUCGACAAAAUGCCCAUGGUCAACCGAAAAGUCCUCGGCCCUCUCAUGCUCCCCAUCGCAGAGAAAUACAAAGACAUGGGUACGAUCGUCGUCGGGAAGAUCGAAUCCGGCAGACUACAGCGUAACGACACACUCGUCCUAAUGCCCAACCGCACAACAGUCGAAGUAUCAACAAUCUACAACGAGCUAGAAGACGAAGUUCUAAGCGCAAUAUGCGGAGACAACGCGCGAAUCCGACUCAAAGGUGUUGACGACGAGGAUAUCAGUACAGGAUUCGUACUCACCUCACCAUCCAAUCCCGUACACGCCGUUCGACAAUUCGAAGCACAACUCGCGAUUCUCGAACAUAAGAACAUCAUUUGUGCUGGGUAUAGUGCUGUUAUGCAUGUUCACACGCUAGCGGAAGAGGUCAACCUCGCUGCGCUCCUGCAUUAUUUCGAUAAAGCGACUGGUCGUAAGUCAAAGAAACCUCCACAAUUUGCGAAGAGGGGACAAAAGAUCGUUGCGCUCAUCGAGACUGCGCAACCGAUAUGUAUCGAAAAGUUUGCAGAUCAUCCACAAAUGGGUAGAUUCACUUUACGAGACGAAGGUAUGUGUACCACGGUUGCGAUUGGAAAAGUAACGAAGUUAAUAGAGUCACCUCUUGACUUAUCGGAGAAUAUCGCGAACUUGGCGUUAGGAGGACCCAGUGCUAACUCUACUGCUUGA